Molecule: messenger RNA, 3341 nt
Organism: Ictalurus punctatus (channel catfish)
Lineage: Eukaryota; Metazoa; Chordata; Actinopteri; Siluriformes; Ictaluridae
Gene: ppp2r5d
Product: protein phosphatase 2, regulatory subunit B', delta
Exons: 19
Coding region: 268-2169 (633 amino acids)
Biological process (GO): protein dephosphorylation; signal transduction
Cellular component (GO): nucleus; cytosol; protein phosphatase type 2A complex
Molecular function (GO): protein phosphatase activator activity
Source: RefSeq, a predicted model, not a curated record
GGCCACGCCCCUGCAGGUAAACAUCAUAAAGCGCGUGAUAAUGCACCGCGCUGCAGUCAGGUCAUUCAGCGUGGUUUGUAAGUUACAACAAACGAAACACGAGUCCAAUAGUGAAGUGGUGUCGGCUUGUCUCCAGGCCGUGUCGUCUCUAACGGACCAAUCAGCUUUCAGCGGGCCUGAGAGGCAGCGCGAGCCCUGACUGACUGAGCGCUCGAGCGUGCGGGAAAAUUCUGUCACCGAGGCACCACCAAACACCGCAUCCGCAAAAUGCCGAAUAAAACGAAAAAAGAAAAGGAAUCGCCGAAAUCUGCUAAAGCCAGCAGUAAAAACAGUAACGUCAAUGCUGGAAAGGACACCGGGAGUGAAAAUUCAGAUGAGGCGCAGCAGCAGACAGCCAGCAAGCGUCCCAGCAACAGCACCCCACCUCCAACUCAGCUCAACAAAAUCAAGUACUCAGGUGGUCCACAGAUCGUCAAGAAAGAGCGCCGACAGAGCUCUUCUCGCUUUAACCUCAGCAAGAAUCGUGAGCUGCAGAAGCUUCCUGCUCUUAAAGAUGCCCCGCCCAUCGACAGGGAGGAGUUGUUUGUUCAGAAGCUGCGCCAGUGUUGUGUACUGUUUGACUUCGUGAUGGAUCCUCUCAGUGACCUGAAGUACAAGGAGGUGAAGCGUGCUGGACUGAAUGAGAUGGUGGAGUACAUCACACACAAUCGUGAUGUAGUUACUGAAUGCAUCUACCCCGAGGCUGUCAUUAUGUUUUCAGUGAACCUAUUUAGGACCCUGCCUCCUUCUUCUAAUCCUACUGGAGCAGAAUUUGAUCCUGAGGAGGAUGAGCCUACACUGGAAGCAGCUUGGCCUCACCUGCAGCUGGUGUAUGAAUUCUUUUUACGGUUCUUGGAGUCACCCGAUUUCCAGCCUAAUAUCGCCAAAAAAUACAUUGACCAAAAGUUUGUAUUGUCUCUCCUGGAGCUGUUUGACAGCGAAGACCCCAGAGAGCGGGACUUCUUGAAAACAAUUCUCCACAGGAUUUAUGGCAAGUUUCUGGGACUUAGAGCGUACAUCCGUCGACAAAUCAACAACAUAUUCUAUAGGUUUAUAUAUGAAACAGAGCAUCACAACGGCAUUGCAGAACUCUUGGAAAUUCUAGGAAGUAUAAUUAAUGGUUUUGCCCUGCCAUUGAAAGAGGAGCACAAAAUGUUCCUGAUUCGAGUGCUCCUCCCACUGCACAAGGUCAAGUCACUCAGUGUCUAUCACCCGCAGCUGGCAUACUGUGUUGUUCAGUUUUUGGAAAAAGACAGCAGUCUCACUGAACCGGUUAUAAUGGGUCUCUUGAAGUUCUGGCCCAAGACCCAUAGUCCUAAGGAGGUGAUGUUCCUGAAUGAGUUGGAGGAAAUCCUGGAUGUUAUUGAGCCUUCAGAGUUUGUAAAAGUUAUGGAGCCUCUGUUUAGACAGCUAGCCAAGUGUGUAUCAAGUCCCCACUUUCAGGUUGCUGAGCGGGCACUGUAUUACUGGAACAAUGAAUAUAUCAUGAGUCUGAUCAGUGACAAUGCUGCCAAAAUCCUCCCCAUCAUGUUCCCUGCUCUUUAUAAGAACUCCAAAAGUCACUGGAACAAGACAAUCCAUGGGCUUAUUUACAAUGCUCUGAAGCUCUUUAUGGAGAUGAACCAGAAGCUGUUUGAUGAUUGCACCCAGCAGUACAAAGCCGAGAAGCAAAAGGAGAAGUACAAACUUAAGGAGAGGGAAGAGAUCUGGCACAAGAUUGAACAGCUUGCUAAACAAAAUCCACAGAUUACAAAGAUCCAUCCGAGUUUCCGACAUGGUCUGCCUCCGGAUGCGUAUAUAAUGUAUAAUGAAAACCAAGGGAUGCCACACUAUUCCAUGGAGACAGAGACUCCCACUGCUGAGGACAUCCAGCUGCUGAAGAAGACUGUGGAAUCUGAGGCCACACAGGUAGAGCAGAGUAGAUGGUGUGGAGCUGGAGAGGAGAGGAUGGUUGAGGGUGAGGAGUCGGUGAAGGCAGCAGGUGGGGAAGAGGAGGAGAUGGAUACAGGGAAUGAAAGAUAUAAAGAAGGACAAGGUGCUGAUGCGACGGAAGUCAGAGCUGCCACAAGAUGUGUACACUAUAAAGGCUCUGGAGUCCCACAAGCGGGCAGAAGAGUACCUGACUGCUAAUCAGGAAGCCCUCUGACUGAGGAACACCACAACCAGUCACCUGCACCACGCCUAGACUGUCCCACUUGUAUUUGUCCAGAAAUGUCACCUGCUGUAUACUCCCUCCCUCCUUUCCUCCUUUUGUCUCUGCCUCUUUCCUUCUUCAUUUCCUCUUGGAGAGGCCUUUCUGCAAAAUCCUGGCCAGCACACAAUCAUGAAGAACUGCCAUUCUCUCUCCCUCUCCAUCUCCCUCCCUCAUUUCAAUGGCAACACCAAAUCACAAAAAAAAACAAUCAUGCAAAACACUAUUUGAAUUGUACUACUACAGUUUAUUUUGCAAAACAAGGUUUCCUCUUUAUUGUGAUAUAUUGUUUUUUUAAUGUUCUAUAUUUUGUCACAAUUUUUCCAAAUUUAACUGUCUUUACCUCUUUUGCCCUGCUUGUUUUUUUUUUUUUUUGUUUUCUUUUCCACUGGCCCUGUACAGCCAUAUUCAUUUAGGCAACUGACUGUGUUGUUAAAAGAUAAUAAGCAACCAAUUAGUGACACUGAGAGCGCAUUUGCUUGAGCCAGGUUUAGGGACUAGGGCGUGUAGGUCUUUAAUUCUGGAUCAUGUUGCCUUGCUCUUGUGGGACAGUGUGAUGCAUAUGAAUGUAAACUUACUAUCAAAAUAUACCACAGGAUCUGUAGAGCUGUUUGUUUCUUGCAGAAACCUAGCUGUUGAUAAUACUUGGUGUCCUCAUGCAAUAAGUUCAAAGUAAAAUCUAAUUGUGUAAAAGUACAUGACAAAUACCUCAAGACAAGGCAUCAUGCUUCCUCCUUAGAUGUCAUAAGUUCAAGCUUUUGUCAUCAGUUCAGCGACUGACCUAAAGGAAUCAGAGAGGUUUCUUGGUCCACGUGCUAGUGGCAGUCUGAAAUGUAUGAACCGAAAGCCUUGCUGUGCAGUAGAAUCGCUAUGAUUUUUAUUUACGCUGAGUGUCAACACAGGAUUUAAUGUUUAAUCUGUUUCCUGCCUUACUGGUGAACUGCGAACACAACACUGCAAGGUGCUGAAUGAAAGCGCUGACCUCUUAAAACACCAGCAGACCAUUCCGUAUUUUGUUAUCAUUCUACAGAUCAAUGCUGUAUCUCAAUGUUCUGUACCUCAAAUAAUGUGUCUACAAGUUACCAAUCACUCAUUACACAUUGUUCCAUGA